Populus trichocarpa (black cottonwood) is the source of this 1093-nucleotide messenger RNA. RefSeq names its product dehydration-responsive element-binding protein 2C. NCBI's taxonomy places the organism in Eukaryota, Viridiplantae, Streptophyta, Magnoliopsida, Malpighiales, Salicaceae. Gene Ontology annotation, molecular function: transcription cis-regulatory region binding; DNA-binding transcription factor activity. The coding region runs from base 1 to 864 and encodes 287 amino acids. Gene Ontology annotation, biological process: response to stress; positive regulation of DNA-templated transcription. The transcript has a single exon. Gene Ontology annotation, cellular component: nucleus. The record is from RefSeq and is a predicted model, not a curated record.
AUGGGUACUCUUAUUCAAGGUUCUAACGCCACUUCCAUGUCCAUGGAUUCUACUAAGAAGAGGAAAAGGGCAAGUGAUAAAUCUGUAGCUGAGACCCUUCAAAAGUGGAAGGAAUACAAUGAGCAUCUUGAUGCUCAAGGUGAUGGAAAUAAUAAACCAGUUCGUAAAGUUCCUGCCAAGGGCUCAAAGAAGGGGUGCAUGAAAGGUAAAGGAGGGCCAGAGAAUUCAGUCUGCAAUUACAGAGGUGUGAGACAGAGGACAUGGGGGAAGUGGGUUGCUGAGAUUCGGGAGCCAAACAGAGGGCCUAGGCUAUGGCUUGGUACUUUUCCUACUGCCUAUGAAGCUGCUCUUGCCUAUGAUAAUGCUGCACGAGCUAUGUAUGGUUCUUGUGCUCGUUUAAACAUUCCAGAAGUGGUGAAUUCAACAAGCUCAUCGAAGGAUAACUUCUCUGCUGUGACACCAUCAUACUAUUCUUCAGCUGCAAGUCCUGCUGACUCCGUCACCACAUCAACCCACUCUGAGGUUUGUGCGUACGAGGAUCCUAACCAGAAUGUAUUAAGCCAAGCUGAGGAUUGGAUGACAAAUAUAUCAAGCCAAGCUGAGGUUUGCGAGCAGAAUGUAUCAAGCCAAGCUGAGGUUUACGAACAGAAUGUAUCAAGCCAACAUAUUGAGGAUUGUUCUCGGGGAGUUGAAAAAAAUAGCAAGCUGAGUCAAGAUGAGCUGAAGAUUCAAUCAGAAAAUCCUUCGUGGACCAAUGACUGGCACAGCUACGGCUGGGAUGAGAUCUUUAGCGUAGAAGAGCUGCUAGGGGAUAUUGAUUCUGGGAUGACAGGAGCAGAGGGGUACUUCAGCUUAGGAUUUUGACAGCUUUGUAGCGUUUUCUCGAGGAAAAUAGUGUUUGUGUUUCUAGGCUGAUUGAAGGCUCGUAAAUUAUAAUGUAAACUGGUUUUUUAGUCCCUUGAUUUGCAUUUUGCAAAUUAGAAGCCAAACUUGAAAAGCAAUUGUUAAUGAUCAAACCGAUGUUAGUGAACUAAGCUAGGGAUCUCUUGUCAUUCAUUUAGUGGUUAUUUAAAAAAAUUUUGUAUUGUGUUUA